GCAAUGUUAACAUCCACAGGGAGGGUGCCGGGCCGCGUCACAUUCCCGCAUCAUUGCGUGUACUUUGUGGCACUGGGAUAUUGGACAGAAACCCUUGAGUCUGGGCUUCAGGAGAGUGAUCCACUCCCAAGAAGGGGUAGUGGUGGGGGUAAACAGUAUUAAGACUGAGGAGACAAGAGCCGCCCCAGAGAAUUUUUCAAAGAACAUCGACAUGGAGAACUCCUCAGUAGCCUCCGCUUCUUCAGAGGCUGGAAGUAACCGUUCCCAAGAGAUAGAAGAACUUGAGCGAUUCAUUGACAGUUAUGUCCUAGAAUACCAGGUUCAGGGGCUACUUACAGACAAACCAGAAACUGAUGCAGACGGUGAAAGGACACCACCAAACUCACAGUGGAAUGAAGAUUUCACAGACACACUAACUCUGAAUUGGGCCUCCCCAAAGGAGAAGAACUCCCGCAAACAAAUCCAUCAGAACUGUAAUCAAGAGACGUCUUACGAUAUUUUGGGGACAGAUAUCUGGGCAGUUAACACUUUUGAGAAUGUAAGUGGAGCAACAUGGGAUCUGCAGCCUGAGAAAUUAGAUUUCACCAACUCGUUUCAUCGAAAGCAUAUACAAAACGCUUCCAAGUACCUCCCCCACAUUGAUCAAGAAGGGAUGGUGAAGGGAAAGUUUGAAGAGGAUGGAAACAUUACCUUGAAUGACCUGGAGAAAGUGCUUCCUGUGCGGCAGGUAUAUCAGCCAUUGUCUAAUGAAGCUGAAAUCGCACAAACUAAAAAGCUGUUUCGGAGGCGACGGAACGACCGGAGAUAUGUUUACAUCAGCCAAGAGAAGCUAAUGGUGGUCCUUCCAGCCAAUGACAAAAGGUCCAAUGAAAGGAGACAGCAGAGGACUCCAGGGGGAAACAAAGUGCAGCAACAACAUGGUGAGCAUCAGCCAAGCAACACAAAACACAACCGAGAUCACUCCAGACAAUACCAGGCUCCAGCACCACACUCCGCAGGAAAACAGGGUCCACCAAACCAUGGCUACAGCCAGCAGCGCCGGUGGCAGCACAACCAGAGACAUUCUCCUAAUGAAAAGGAGUUGAACAGGAAUGCCAAAGAAAGCAGUAAUGUCCAAAGUGAGGAUCCCUCACAGAGCCCUGUCCAGGUGGCUGGAGAGAUGCAAAAACCUACGGAACCACCCAGCAGCCCAACUCCACAGAAUCUCCAGAAUUCCGAAAUAAAACGCAAAGACAGCAUUUCAGAUCGACAGGUGGACCAACCAAAAGUCAAUCUUCUGGAAUCAUCCAAAGAUAGACUGAAAAGAAGGCUGAAAGAAAAGGAUGAAAUUUCCUUGGAGACAACAAACCCUCAACGAACCAAAAUGGACAAGUUGAUAGAAAUCCUCAACAGCAUGAGGAACAACAAUAGUGAUGUGGACUCCAACCUUACCACCUUUAUGGAGGAGGCACAAAACUCAACCAACUCAGAAGAGAUGCUAAGUGAGAUCGUUAAGACUAUUUAUCACAAGGCUGUAACGGACAGGAGCUUUGCUUCAACAGCUGCCAGACUAUGUGACAAGAUGUCUCUCUUCAUGGUGGAAGGAACUAAAUUCCGAAGCUUGCUCCUCAAUAUGCUGCAGAAAGAUUUCACGGUGAGGGAUGAGCUGCAACAAACAGAUGUAGAGCACUGGCUUGGGUUCAUCACGUUUCUCUGCGAGGUGUUUGGAAUAAUGCGAAGCAAUGCAGGAGAGCCUUUCCGUGUGCUUGUCUGCCCUAUCUACACAUGUCUACGGGAGCUGUUACAAUCACAAGAUGUCAAAGAAGAUGCCGUUCUGUGUUGCUCGAUGGAGCUGCAGAGCACAGGCAAGCUGCUGGAGGAACAGCUGCCAGAGAUGAUGACAGAGCUGCUAGCCGCAGCACGCGACAAGAUGCUGGGCCCCUCCGAAUCAGCGUUGACACGGUCCCUCCUCCUUGAAGUCAUCGAGCUGCAUGCCAAUAACUGGAACCCACUGACCCCUACCAUCACGCAGUACUACAACAAAACCAUCCAGAAAUUAACUGCUUAAAAAAAAAUGAAAAUAUAAACGGGGGGAUAAAGAUAAAACAGGAAGAAGGAGGAACAACAUAUGGGAAGGUGCUGUCUUUUUUUAUAUAAAAAAAGACUCUUUUUACAGGAAAGAGAGGGGAAUGUAUUAAAUUACAAAAAAGGAACAGAAAGUCCCAGCAUGCAGAGAAUCAUUUUAGGGGCACAUUCUUUCAUUCGAGUGCCAAGCCUCCUUUCCCCCUCCUGUGUUUUUGAUUGUAGUUGAUCCGUUGACAACACACCACCCCAUGGUUUGUGGAGGUCUGGAGCUAGCCUGGUAUUGUGUUGAGUAUGUGUAUGUGUGCGCUCAGUGUGCUUUAUUUGUUCUGCCAUUGUGACAGCCGUCUUGCUAAGCAAUUGGCAGAAGGUGACACUCAGCAGAUGGCCUGGCAGGACAAUAGGAAGUACAUUCUAUGCCAGGCUUGAAAAUCAAUUACUACAUGCAGGGCAGGUUUUAAGUUGACCUUUUUUGUUUUACACAUUUUCUAAUUGCUCAAAUUUUAGGAAAGGGUGCAAGGAAAAAUAAAAAAGAUUGAGUUUACAUCGGAAUCUCUAAUGCAUGUUCUUUUCGUGCAAAGCCGAAAAUUUUAAUUUUACACAGAUUCCAAAUCAGUUCUUUCCAAAAGCUAUGCAUUUGUGUUAAGUGACUGAGAGGACAGUUUUGAAUCUUUCUGUGUUGCAUUUUGUUAAAGUUUGAAAUGAUGGUGCCUGGGUACCAGAGUGAAACUGCCAAUGUUUCAUUGUCCCGGUGCUGAGAUUGUGAAAAGCUGAAAGAAGACUUGACUUGGCCUCAUACACUAAAAUGAAUGAUGGUAGAUUCAGUAUCUAAAGCUAUGAAAGGACAUUGUAGCAUAAAUGUGAAGUACUUGCUAAUAUAUUGUUAAGGGAAGGAUAUUCCCAUGAGUUUACAGUAUUCUAUUUAGACUAUAAGUCUACAAUUAAUUUAGUGUAAUUGAUUUUUUUUCCCUUAAACCAGUUUACCUUCAUCAACCAGUAAAAUGGCUCCCAGUAUUAUUUCUGGCUCAGGCACAUGAUGUGCACAAAAAUCUGUCUCCAUGAUACUUCGGCUAACAAAACCAGAAGUGGUACAUUUUGAGAAUUGGCUUUGAUUUUCAUAUUAUGUCAGAUGAUGCAUAUUCUGAAGUGUGCUCAAAGCAGUUUGAUUUCUUGGGGCUGAAGCAAUGAUAAAGCAGGUAUUUGCUCAUUAUCAUACUGCUGUUUGUGUGAGCUUGCUGUACACAAAUUGACUUCCACCUUUCCUCAUUACAACAGCGUCUACACUCAUAAAUGCUUUAUAGGGUAUAAAGAGCUUUUGGUGCCCUGAAAUUGUGCAAGGCGCUAUGUAACUGCAAAUCUAUCUUUAAUUUUAAUGUUAUAAAAUGUUGAGAUUUAAAUUUUGCAGCUUCUGAGUUUGAACUCCACAGUAUGUUGCUGCCUCUAACACACUACACAUUGUGUUAACCUGUGUAAUAAAUGCUGACUGAAUUAUCUCACAUGACAAGUGCUAAGUGAAUCAUUUUGUGUAAUGUGCGCUGACUGAACUUGUUUGUGGUAAUCACCUUGAUUAUCAUUCAGCCAUCUGACCAUGAUUGGUUUAUUGUUAUUGACAUAAUUCAAUUGUAUGAAGUGUCCAAUCAUCAUUCUCUAGUAUGGCUCCUGUUGAAAGAGGGAAGGGAGAAAAGUGACUGUAUCCUGUGCAUGAUAACAAAUAGUUGGGGGCACGUAUGAAACUAGGCUUCUUGCUAAGUUGCUGUAUGAAGUUGAACAAUUAAAAGCCAACAAUGUUGUUUGUGAUGUUUCCAAGGGCCUUGUAGGAUGUUAGGCUCUUGACAAAGUGACAGAAUACCAGUUUGUCUUAGAAGAAUGAAUUACAAUGCAUUCUUGCUCUUGGUUAAGUCUUUUGAAACCUGUCAGUUUUGUUUUUCUAGUAAUAAGUAGGUUUUGGUACUGUGAAGUCCGAGAUCCAACAAAUUAAAGGAUGAAACAGUACCUUCUAUAUACAAGAGCCAAUCACUAUAAAAGCAGCUUCAAACUGACACUUUCUCUAUUUCUUUUUGCAUUCUUGCAGUACAACUGGCGACUGGUAUUGUUUCCUGCUUUUACUCAAAAUUCCAAACAUUUGAGUGGGAGUACCAUUGGAGGUGUUAAAUUCCUACCCUCUACAUUAUGAUAUUCAGCAUAGAGUGGGAAUAUCAUAUAGCUGCUGCAAGUGGGAUAUUGAAGUCAGAGUGAGAUGCAAGUUGAAUUUAAUCUGUUUUCACGUAGCAUUAACAAGGCAAUAUCAGCCUCAAAAUUGGCUUGAUGUCUAUAUAACCACAAUGGUUGAGCCAAUGCAACCUUGAUAGGCAUUGUCAGUGACCUUGGUUCAAAGGACAGGUCACUACAAUUGUGCAACCACAUAUUCUCAAACCCAGAUAUUUUGUUGUUAAUUUGUAAGUGACAUCUGAGCAUCAGCAUUUGUUGGUCAUCCUUAAUAUCCCUUGAGAAUAUGGUAAAGAGUCACCUUUGAGCCACUGCAUUCCAUGUAGUCUAAAUUCAUCAGUUACAGAGGGACUUCGCACCUUUCACCCACUGACAGUUUAGUAAUGGCAAUAUAGUUCCAAGUCAAAAUGCUACGUGGCUUGGAAGGUAUCUUCCAGAUGGUGAUGUUCCCAUACAUCCCAUGUAGCCAUAUUCUUUUAGGUAGUGAAGGACAUAUACUUGAUACCAUUGAAAGAUCUUACUGUUGAAAGUUGCCAUGGUGCAUCGUGUAGAUGGUAAAUUCUGCUCCCAUUGUUCAUGGCUGGUGGCUUCAUAUUUAAGAUGGUGGAUGGAAUGCCAUAUCAAAUGAUCUACCUUGUCAAGGAAGGCUUUGAGCUUUGAUAGACUGAUACCCAAGCAAGUGGACAGCUUCUGUUACAUUUUUGACAUGUUAGCUUGAAAGGAUAUUCAGUAAGGGACUACAUGAAAGAUUAUUGCACUGAAGCCAAUCAUGUUGGAGUGAUGGAUUAGUAUGGAUAGAGGUUUGGCUAAUAGAGAACAGAAUAAAUGGAUUAUUUUCAAGUGGCAAACUAAUCAGUGCUGCGGUGAUCAUUUCUGGGACCUCAAAUAUUUACAAUUUAAUGAUCUGGAAGAAAGGACAGUCUGUACUGCAGUCAAAUGUGUUGAUGAUGCAAAGAUAAGUAAGAAGGCAAGUUGUGAGGA
Chiloscyllium plagiosum (whitespotted bambooshark) is the source of this 5247-nucleotide messenger RNA. RefSeq names its product CBP80/20-dependent translation initiation factor (gene ctif). Lineage: Eukaryota; Metazoa; Chordata; Chondrichthyes; Orectolobiformes; Hemiscylliidae. Gene Ontology annotation, biological process: regulation of translational initiation. Gene Ontology annotation, cellular component: cytosol. Gene Ontology annotation, molecular function: RNA binding; translation activator activity; protein binding. The record is from RefSeq and is a predicted model, not a curated record.